AUGGAGGCCAGCUUGGAGCGUGCUGUGCAGAAAAGGCAAGUCUUAUUUCUUUGUGUAUUUCUGGGGGUGUCCUGGGCUGGCGCCGAACCUCUUCGCUAUUUUGUGGCGGAGGAAACCGAGAGAGGCACAUUUCUGGCCAAUCUUGCAAAUGCCCUGGGGUUAGGGGUGGAGGAACUGUCAGCCAGAGGAUGUAGCAUCUUUUCAGACCAGAACGUGAGAUUUUUACUACUCAAUCCGCUUACUGGUGAUUUAAUACUAAAUGAGAAAUUGGACCGAGAGGAACUGUGUGGCCCCACUGACCCCUGCGUGUUGCCCUUUCAGUUAUUACUGGAAAAGCCAUUUCAGAUUUUCCGUGCUGAACUAUGGGUCACAGACAUCAACGAUCAUUCUCCAGUAUUUCUAGAUAGAGAAAUUCCCUUGAAAAUAUUAGAAAGCACCGUUCCAGGGGAGGCAUUUCUCCUGGAACGUGCACAGGACCCAGAUGUUGGAGUCAACAGCCUGAAUAACUAUACCAUCAGCCCAAAUGCCUAUUUCCAUAUGAAUGUCCGUAGUGGCGAGGAGGGGACUAUCUAUCCGGAAUUGGUAUUGGAUGAAAUGCUGGAUCGCGAAGAGGUGCCUGAGCUCAGUUUAACCCUCACAGCUUUGGAUGGCGGCUCUCCGCCUAGAUCCGGGACCGCCCUGGUACGCAUCUUGGUCUUGGACAUAAAUGACAAUGCCCCUAAAUUUGUGCAGCCACUCUACAAGGUGCAAGUGCCCGAGAGCAGCCCCGUUGGCUCUCUGGUUGUCGCCGUGUCAGCUAGGGACUUAGAUACCGGAAGCAAUGGGGAAGUAGUUUAUGCAUUUUUUUAUGCCACUGAAAGAAUUCUCAAAACGUUUCAUAUCAAUUCAACAUCUGGUGAUCUCCAUCUUAAAGCCGAGUUGGACUAUGAGGCAAUUCAAACUUACACGUUGACUAUCCAGGCCAAAGACGGCGGAGGGCUGUCUGGAAAAUGCACUGUGUUAGUGCAGGUGACAGAUAUAAAUGAUAACCCGCCGGAACUGCUCAUGUCAUCGCUUACUAGCCCAAUUGCAGAAAACUCGCUCGACACAGUAGUUGCUGUUUUUAGGAUUAGAGACAGAGACUCAGAGAGCAAUGGAAAAAUGAUGUGCUCUAUCCAGGACGAUCUUCCCUUCCUCCUGAGGCCAUCAGUAGAGAAUUUCUACAGUUUGGUAACAGAGAAACCUUUGGACAGAGAGUGGAACGCCAAGUACAACAUCACAAUCACUGUCACCGACAUGGGGUCACCCAGGCUAAAAACAGAGCACAGAAUAACGGUGUUGGUCUCCGAUGUCAAUGACAACGCGCCCAUAUUUGCCCAAACCUCCUACACUUUGUUCGUCCGCGAGAACAACAGCCCUGCCCUGUACAUUGGCAGCGUCAGCGCCACAGACAGAGACUCAGGCACCAACGCUCAAGUCACCUACUCGCUGCUGCCGCCCCAGGACCGGCACCUCCCCAUCGCCUCUUUGGUCUCCAUCAACGCGGACAACGGGCACCUGUUCGCUCUGAGGUCGCUGGAUUACGAGGCCCUGCGAGCCUUCGAGUUCCACGUGGGCGCGGUCGACGCUGGCUCCCCGACGCUGAGCAGCGAGGCGCUGGUGCGCGUGGUGGUUGUGGACGACAACGACAACUCGCCCUUCGUGCUGUACCCGCUGCAGAAUGGCUCUGCGCCCUGCACCGAGCUGGUGCCCAGGGCGGCCGAGGCGGGCUACCUGGUGACCAAGGUGGUGGCAGUGGACGACGACUCAGGCCAGAACGCCUGGCUGUCCUACCAGCUGCUCAAGGCCACGGAGCCCGGGCUGUUCAGCGUGUGGGCGCACAAUGGCGAGGUGCGCACCGCCAGGCUGCUGAGCGAGCGCGACGCGGCCAAGCACAGACUCGUCGUGCUGGUGAAGGACAAUGGCGAGCCGCCAAUGUCAGCCACCGUUACGCUGCACGUGCUCCUGGUGGACGGCUUCUCGCAGCCUUACCUCCCACUCCCGGAGAUGACCCUGAACGAGGCCCAGGCCGACUCGCUCACCGUCUACUUGGUCACUGCGCUGGCGUCGGUCACGUCGCUCUUCUUGUUUUCUGUGCUCUGGUUUGUAGCGGGGCGGCUGUGCAGGAGGAACAGGGCCGCUCCGAUGGGUCGCUGCUCGGUGCCUGAGGGCCACUUAUCGGGCCAGUUGCUGGACUUCAGCGGUACUGGGACCCUGUCCGAGACUUACCAGUACCAGGUAUGUCUGACAGGAGGUUCUGGGGCCAGCGAAUUCAAGUUCCUGAAACCAAUUAUCCCCAAUCUUCCACCCCAGAGCACUGAGAUUCGAGAAGUGGAAGAAAAUCUCUCAUUUCAGAAUAAUUUGGGCUUUUGA
This is a messenger RNA of Orycteropus afer afer, 2391 nucleotides long. RefSeq names its product protocadherin beta 7 (gene PCDHB7). The transcript has a single exon. NCBI's taxonomy places the organism in Eukaryota, Metazoa, Chordata, Mammalia, Tubulidentata, Orycteropodidae. Gene Ontology annotation, cellular component: plasma membrane. Gene Ontology annotation, molecular function: calcium ion binding. The record is from RefSeq and is a predicted model, not a curated record. Gene Ontology annotation, biological process: homophilic cell-cell adhesion. The coding region runs from base 1 to 2391 and encodes 796 amino acids.